AUGAUAUUCCCUCCAGCUAUCUUCACAAGUAUGAUUCACGUGAUGGUUCACUUGCCAGAAGAGGCAAUAUUUGCUGGUCCAGUGAACUAUCGUUGGAUGUAUCCAAUAGAAAGGCUUCUCGGAGAGUUGAAAAAAAGCGUACGCAACAGAGUGAAGCUCGAAGGAUCAAUUAUAGAGGCUUGGGUUCAAUAUGAGGCACUUACUUUCUGUGGAAUGUAUUUAAAAAUGUGGACACGGCUUUCAAUCGUCCUCAGCGCAAUAAUGAUAGAGGUAGCCCAUUGGUUCGUACUGAACAAUUGUGAUGAGAUAAUCCUAUACUUGGAUGAGCAUGAAGAGAUGAUGAAGCGAGAACAUCCAUCACAUUUGUAUUCCAAGAAACACCGUGAAUUGUUUCCACAAUGGUUUUUGGAAUAUGUGAAUAAGUUGAAAUCAGAGAAUUCCCCCAUUUAUAGUGAAGAGUUAUAUAACUUGGCAUUCAGCCCAAUUAGCGCUGAAUUAUUCUCGGGUUGCCAUGUUAAAGGCAUCAAAUUUUUGGGGACCACACGAGAUGACAAGUUGUGUACGCAAAACAGCGAUAUCCAUGUCCCAGGUGGAGGUGAAAGUAUGGACAUUGAUUUCUAUGGAAAACUCACAACUGUCGUGCAAUUGCUUUACAAGGACCGAUACCAAGUAAUCAUGUUUAAGUGCCGAUGGUUUGAUACGAACCCGAACAUGCAGGGAAGUGUUAAAAUUGACCAUGGGUUACUAUUUGUGAACAUUAACAAAACUUGGUAUGAUGAUGACCCUUACAUUUUGGCAUACAUGGCAAAACAGAUUGUGUAUCUAGAUGACCCUAAAGCCAACAGCGGUUGGAAAGUUGUUCAGCAGAUGGAUCAGAGGAACGUGUAUGCUAUACUAGAACUAGACCCAUCUGACAACGACGUCGACAUUGUUGACCAACAACCGUUUCAGCUUGAAGGAGUGUCUUCAAGAGAAAUACCGAUUCAGUCAAUUACAAUUGACCUCGGUGAUCUUCCACGAUACGAUCCAACUGUGGGCUCAAACAACAACGAUGAUGUACUUAUGAAGGAGGAGGAUGAAGAAGAGGAGGAGGAGGAUUGGGAGACCGAAAGUGAUGAAAGCGACGGUAACGAAGAUUAUUACAGUUCAGAUGAUGAAUAA
Molecule: messenger RNA, 1161 nt
Organism: Prunus armeniaca (apricot)
Lineage: Eukaryota; Viridiplantae; Streptophyta; Magnoliopsida; Rosales; Rosaceae
Source: the annotation of a GenBank genome assembly